Messenger RNA from Yamadazyma jaroonii, 1608 nucleotides. Lineage: Eukaryota; Fungi; Ascomycota; Pichiomycetes; Serinales; Debaryomycetaceae. The record is from the annotation of a GenBank genome assembly.
AUGACAGAAGUUGUGACUAGUAAAGAAACUGAUUGUAAAUCAGAUUCAUGGGAAUCAGAUUUGAAUCCAGGGUGGUGGUCAAAUUUUAAGCAGGGUUUCGAUAAAGCAGAAAAAACCAAUGAAUAUGCAGAUCGUAAUGACUUGACAGAUAUUGAAAGAGCUAAUUUGGGUGUUGAGGAAACUGCAUUAGUCAAAGGUUUAAAGAAUCGUCAUUUACAAAUGGUGGCAUUGGGAGGUACUUUGGGGACAGGGUUAUUGAUAGGUUCAGGCUCAGCUUUAAGAACUGGAGGUCCAGCGGCUUUGUUGAUUGCUUGGGGUUUAGUGGGAACCAUGGUUUUCAAUACUGUUCAUGCCUUGGGUGAAUUGUGUGUAGCAUUUCCUGUGAGUGGUGCUUUCUCCAGUUAUGCUACCAGAUUUGUUGAUUCCUCUUGGGGUUUCGCUGUAGGGUGGAACUAUGCUUUGAUGUGGUUGAUAGUAUUACCUUUAGAAUUAGUUGCAGCAGCCAUAUCCAUUGAAUAUUGGAAUUCUGACAUUAAUCCCGUGGCUUGGGUGGCCAUCUUCUAUAUACUUAUAGUGUUGAUAAACCUCUUUGGUGUUAAAGGAUAUGGUGAAGCCGAAUUCAUCUUAUCAUUGAUCAAGAUAGUCGCCAUCAUUGGUUUCAUUAUUCUUGGAGUCGUUCUUGUCUGUGGAGGUGGACCAACAAAAGAAUUUAUAGGUGGUAAGUAUUAUAGAGAUCCGGGCCCUUUCUCAAAUGGAUUCAAAGGAGUUUGUUCUUGUUUCGUCACUGCAAGUUACUCAUUAGCUGGAACAGAAUUAGUCGGUUUGGCAGCUUCAGAAACUGAAAAUCCAAGUAAAACAUUACCUAAAGCUAUCAGGUCUGUAUUUUGGAGAGUUUUCAUUUUCUUCUUUUCGUCCCUUUUGAUAGUUGGUUUAUUAGUACCGUCUAAUUCACCUGAAUUAUUUGGCUCGGGGUCUGCUGUAAGUCCUUUUGUCAUUGCAAUCAACAACGCUAAAAUUAAAGUGCUUCCAUCAAUAUUCAAUGCUGUUAUAUUGAUAUCAGUGACUUCAGUGGGAAAUUCAGCUGUUUAUGGAUGUUCUCGUACAAUUCAAAGUCUUGGUGCUCAAGGUUUAGCCCCCAAGUUCUGUGCAUAUGUCGAUAAGAAAGGAAGACCCUUAGGUGGUUUAUUCAUGGCGGCUGUUUUCGGUUUACUUUGUUUCUUAAGUGCUUACAAAGAUCAACAAACCAUUUUUGUAUGGUUGUUGAGUAUUUCCGGGUUAGCUACGAUAUUCUCCUGGUUAAAUAUAGGUUUAUGUCAUAUACGGUUCAGAAUGGCUAUGAGAGUUCAAGGAAGAUCAUUGGAUACUUUGGUUUUCAAAUCCAUGACAGGAAUUUGGGGGUCAAUAUAUUCCAUCAUUUUACUAUUAUUAGUUUUAGUCUUACAAUUCUGGGUUGCUUUGUUCCCUAUUGGAGGAGAUGGUCGUCCUAAUGCAGAGAGUUUCUUCCAAAACUACCUCGGAGCAGUGGUGAUACUAUUAUUUUAUGCUAUUCAUAAAAUCUAUACAAGAAAUUGGAGAUUAUAUAUAUCUUUGAAAGAUAUCCAAAUAUAA